Brassica napus (rape) is the source of this 4451-nucleotide messenger RNA. RefSeq lists its product as uncharacterized. The coding region runs from base 2307 to 3281 and encodes 324 amino acids. Lineage: Eukaryota; Viridiplantae; Streptophyta; Magnoliopsida; Brassicales; Brassicaceae. Gene Ontology annotation, biological process: regulation of DNA-templated transcription. Gene Ontology annotation, molecular function: DNA binding. The record is from RefSeq and is a predicted model, not a curated record. The transcript has a single exon.
UGAAGUUCUACGGAUAUCAUAUGAAUUGGACUUCGGUCAAAUUAAAUGAUAUAAUUUGAUAUACACAUGGCUGGGUCAACACUAUUAGAGGUUUUAGGACAAAAUUUUUUUUUUUACCUUCUAGAAUUUAUUUACAGAUAAUGUUUAAAAUAUUUUUAAUAUUUAAUCAGUAAUACUUUGUACAUUUUAUAAUGAAAAUAAAACUAUAUACAUAUCAAAUUAUUUUGGACUCUUUUAAAUUUUAUUUAUUAUAUUUAUAAUUUAUAUAUAUAUAUAAAAUAUAGAUUUAUAAAAAUUUGGAUCUCUUAGUUAUUAUUAUAUGGAGGACACGGGCUUAGACCCGAAGCGGUUACACCGCUCGUCCACCUUAAUAAGCCGGCCCUGGAUAUACACAUGUUUCUCAUAAACGCAAUAUAUGUAAAAAAACAUGAUCUGAUUUGUGUCUAAACAUAGUGCAUGCAAAAUCUUCGUGAAAAUAUAUAUAUAUGUUUAUACAAAAAAUUAAGUUGUAAAAUUUUCUAUCCACUUGUUGCUUUCGUGUCUUCAUCGUAUUAUAUGAGAAAGAUAAAAAAACUCAAAUAGUUUAAUCAUAAUGUAACAAACACCAAAACCAAAACAAAAGACAGAUGAGUUUACAAUUUUUUUUAACGUCUUAUCAAUUAUGAUAUUACAACGAUGAGAACUAUUACAUAGACAAUUCUACAGCCGACAAUUCUACCAUCAUAUGAGAAUGCAAGUCUGACUGCUUCACUCCGAGCUACCCUAUGACAUCCAUGUUCGAUGAUACGCUGCACCAUGUUGAAGACCUCUUGUAAUAUUUUUUCUCUAUAAUUUGCAUAAUUUGCGUUUUUACUGGUGUAAAGGCAUUAAUGAAACCUUAGUCAAACUACUGGAAUAAAGGAUCUUCCACAGUUUACAAUUACACAUUAAUAUAUUAUUUCUCAUUUUUAAUUGAAAUAAAGAAUUAUGAUUUGCUUGUCACAUGAAAAUCAAAAAUUGAUGAUAUGUUUCGUGACUUGAGCACAAAGAUUUUCAUGAAACAUCUAGAUGAACUUGUACCAAGACUAACAUCCAAACUAUUCACAAUUUAUAAUGCUUCCAUCACUUUGAAUGCAAUGGUAUGUUCAAAUCAAAAGUGAAGUGGAUCACAAAAUGCAUGUUUAAUAGGAAGGUAAGAAGUAGGUAAAAUAAAACUUGCAUCACAAAGAGAUCAAUUGCAUGGAUCCAACGAUCACCGUUGCAUGGUGCAAACAUCAUGGAGUACGUAUUGAAAAGGUAAAAAUCUUGUUAUAAACACAACUUUUUCUUCUUGUAAACUAAUUUAAAAAUGUUUCUUGUUUUAGGUAUUCAACACAUCUCUUGUGGUUAAAUUUGGUUGGGCAAUGGAUGCAGAACAAGAUUAAAUGAUUAUUUUCAUAAAGGUUGGGAACCUCCAUGCUUUAGAGCAUAAGCCACUUACAUUUCAGCAUAAGCUUGUUCAGCUCAAGGAAAAACUUUGAAAAUAAUUUGCAAAGUUAAACACUUUGAAAUGAUAAUCUCUCAACGUUUUGAGAGAUAAAGUUGACCAUUACUUAACUUGUUUGAAUAAUAUAUUAACAGAUUAUUUAUACGAACGUUGGGAACACCCAAGGUUUUUUUUUUUUUUGAACAUUGAACACCCAUGUUGUGUACAUAAGUCAUUGACAUUUCAUUAUAAGUUGAUAUUGUUUUUUUCUUAAUAGGGAGCUUCAAGUGUUUCUGCCAUGGCUGUUGUUUUGUAUUGGGAGAAGAAUCAGGUAAGAUUAGUAGAGAGAAAGAGAAUGGUGUCUAUAAUGUUGAUUGUUUGAAUUUGUUGCUUUGGAGUGUAAUUUAUAAUGACCAGUAGUAUAUUGGUGUGUCUCUGUUGUAUUAUGUGAAAUCUGAUUCUUUGGGGGAAACCGUGCAAAAGUUUCUGGUAAAUAUUACUAGUAUUUGUGUUAUCUUGAAAAUUGUAAUCAAUUAUUUUUAUUAUUAUUUGGUUUUGUUCAACUUUUUUCCUAAUUAUUAUGUAAUACUGAUAUAUGUUUAAAGAAAAAUAAAAACUAUGGGCAAAUGUAAAAGUAUCCGUUAGAAAUAGAGGAUAGUUGCGAAAUAUAGAUUAAGAGGUGGUAAACAGGCUAGUAGUAACUAACUGAACUCUAUUAACAUCACUCGCUGCUCUUACGCUCUUCUUCUUCCUUUUCUUCGCUUCAUCCCCAAAGAAACAACCACUUCUUCUUCCUUCCUUUUCUUUGCUUCAUCCCCAAGAAACAACCGCUUCUUCCUCCUUCUUUCGAUUAAGUUUCAUUAUGGCUGCUGCUGGUGAUUAUUUAGGGAUCAGAGACGAUCUGAUGGGAGCAGGAGACGAGCUGAUACUCUUACGUUACCUGAAGCCGAUGAUCGAUGACGGAGCAUCCUGGCCUCAACACUUCGGCGAAGACGCAGACGUGUUCAACAAGAAUCCAAGCACAGUAUUCAAUCCUGAGAACACAGUCUUCCUGAUCGUUAAUCCUCGAACAGAGGCAUGUGGUAAAACCGAUGGUUGUGAGUAUGGUAGCUGGAGGAUCAUGGCACGUGAUAAACUGAUCAAGAACGAGGUGACCGGGAAGCUUCUAGGGUUCAAGAAGAUUCUCAAGUUCUGCGUAAAGAAGACGAAGAGAGGCAGAGAGUACAAGAGAAGCUGGGUCAUGGAAGAGUACAGGCUUCUCAACCCUAAGCAAGAUCACGUGAUUUGCAAGAUUCGUCUUUUGUUCCACGCCGAAAUAGGUUUCUUGCUAUCCAAGCAUUUCUCCUAUUCGUCUGGUCCGCUUCCUGCAACACAGUCAUUGCCAGCUUAUGGAUACGGUUUUCCUAAUCCAGAAUACGAGGGUGCAUAUUAUCUUCGGAGCUUGAUCGAUCAUGAAAACGAAUGGCCUAGCUACGUUGCCAACGACGUGUUCUGCAUGCAUCCAUCGGCGCUUGUGGAUCCUCAUCGAGAUCAGAUGUUUGCAGAAUCCGGAAUCUGCAUCUUCGCUAACCGGACAGAGGCUUGUGGUUAUACCGAUGGGUGUGAUGGAGGUUGCUGGAGGAUCAUGGAGGGUGAUAAACCCAUCGCUUCGAUCAUGGAGGGUGAGACUUUUGGUUACAGGAGGGUUUUCAAGUUCUGCGAAGCGGAUGGUACAGCCAAAUACUCCUAUUCUGAUCCCUACGGAGAAGUUGUGUUUCUGACUUGGAUUAUGGAGGAGUAUAGGCUUGCGGAUGAGGAGAUGAAGGAUAAAGUGUUGUGCGUUAUCAAGCUUCUUUAGGUAAAUAUUCAUUGAUCAUUGAUUCAGGAGUCUCUGUGUGUGUUUUUCUUCUCCCUCUGUAUUCUAACUAUGAUAUAGUUUCUUAAUUCUCUACCUAGUCAAUUUGGUUUAGACACUUGUGGUUGCAAUUUCUUUUAGACACAAGAACGCUAAUAGCAUAAAGGCAACAAUAUUAGCAGCAUCGUCACAUAGAUUUGUUCUUGUAAAGUUUUUUUCUCUGGCAACAGAAGUUUCACGAAACUAUAAGAAGUAAGACACACCAGUAACGUACCUUGUGAAGUUUCACUACUUAUGUAAUUGUUUUUGGAAGGUUGUUGCUUUGUCGUUGAUUGUUUGAGAUUUGUUGCUCUGGAAUGUAAUCUAUAGUGUGCAGGGAGAUGUGUACUAGUAUUGAAACCAUAUAAAAGUUUUUGGGUAUUAUUUGUGUUAUCUUGAAAUUGAAGUUCUACGAACAGCAUAUGAAUUGGUGGACUUUGGGUCGAAGUAAAUGAUAUAAUUUGAUAUACACACGUGUCUCAUAAACGCAAUAUAUGUAAAAAAAAAAACAUAUGAUCUGAUUUGUGUCAUAAACAUAGAGUAGGCAACUUUCGUGUGUUCAUCGUAUUAUAUGAGAAAGAUAAACAAACUCAAAAAGUUUUAUCAUAAUGUACCAAACACCAAAAACAAAAAAUGAGGUUUAAUAUUACACGUUAAAGAGGCCAGAAAGCCAAAUGAAACCUGGUUCAUACCAGCAUUAUAUUCUUAUUAACAAAAUGAAAUUUUGUUCUUUUAAAUGACUGAAAUUUAGAAUCAAAAAUCCGUCCAUCACCUCUACUGAAAAGCCCAAACACUGUCAAAUUAAAUCUUUGUAGAAAGAACAAUUUUUUAAAAUGACAAACAUAUAAACUCUUUAACUCUUAGUGAUCCAAAAGUUUAUUCACUAAACCACCUCUUUUUUUGGUCGGCCAUACUAAUCGAAAGACAAAAGACAACGGUUAAGUGUAAGCGAUGUCAGGGAGUACAUAUACCACCAAAAAGAAGGCGAGUCAGAGCCGUGUGGCCAACUGAUAAUGGGCUUUCAAUCUUAUUAUCAACCCACGUGUCUGCUCUCUUGUGAAGCCAUAUGUUAGGCUUUGAUGUUGCCCUGGUUUUCCUCUGCUCUUACAAAAAUAAAUAAUAAUUGGUCAAUGA